CCGGAAACUGUGUAUAGUGACGGCCGUGAUGGCCGAAGCAGCGGGUAUUCCCGCGGAGUCCCUGGCUGGCUGCAGGGCGCGGGCAGCGCGGACGGUGCUAGAUCAAGUGGUGCUGCCGGGCGAGGAGCUGCUGCUGCCAGAGCAGGAGGACGGAGAAGGCCCAGGAGGUGCAGGGGAGCGACCGCUGCGCCUAAACGCCGCAGCGCGCUCCCGGGGACGCGUGGUGUGCGGCCCAGGCUUGCGGCGCUGCGGCGACCGACUGCUGGUCACCAAGUGCGGCCGGCUCCGUCACAAGGAACCCGGCAGUGGCAGCGGCGGUGGCGUUUACUGGGUGGACUCGCAGCAGAAGCGGUAUGUCCCAGUGAAAGGAGACCAUGUGAUUGGCAUAGUGACAGCUAAGUCUGGAGACAUAUUCAAAGUUGAUGUUGGAGGGAGUGAGCCAGCUUCUCUGUCUUACUUGGCAUUUGAAGGUGCAACUAAAAGAAACAGACCUAAUGUGCAGGUUGGAGAUCUCAUCUAUGGCCAGUUUGUGGUUGCCAAUAAAGAUAUGGAACCAGAGAUGGUCUGUAUUGACAGCUGUGGACGAGCCAAUGGGAUGGGUGUGAUUGGACAGGACGGGCUGCUUUUUAAAGUGACUCUGGGCUUAAUUAGAAAGCUGUUAGCUCCAGACUGCGAAAUCCUACAAGAAGUGGGAAAACUCUACCCCCUGGAGAUAGUAUUUGGAAUGAAUGGAAGAAUAUGGGUUAAGGCAAAAACCAUUCAGCAGACUCUGAUUUUGGCAAACAUUUUAGAAGCUUGUGAACACAUGACAACAGAUCAAAGAAAACAAAUCUUCUCCAGAUUGGCAGAGAGCUGAAGACCUAUGUAGGCUUUUUUUAUGGGUCAGCAGAACCAAGAGUCUGGGUUUCCUGGGAAAGAUGUUUCUCAGGUGAAUUCCCCAGUAAAUCUUCAGGAGACUAGAUGUGAAUGUACAUAUUGUCUAUUACAGUCCUAAAUAAAAUAUUUUUAUAAAAAAGUUACUGGUUGCCACCCAGAUUCUUAAGGGUGAGAAAAAUCAUGAAGCCAUGAUGUAGCUUUUUGUUUUUGACAAUAAAGUUUACUAAAGUUA
Messenger RNA from Cervus elaphus (red deer), 1108 nucleotides. RefSeq names its product exosome component 3 (gene EXOSC3). Gene Ontology annotation, cellular component: nuclear exosome (RNase complex); cytoplasmic exosome (RNase complex). Gene Ontology annotation, molecular function: RNA binding. NCBI's taxonomy places the organism in Eukaryota, Metazoa, Chordata, Mammalia, Artiodactyla, Cervidae. The transcript is spliced from 4 exons. Bases 29 to 856 code for a protein of 275 amino acids. Gene Ontology annotation, biological process: TRAMP-dependent tRNA surveillance pathway; U4 snRNA 3'-end processing; poly(A)-dependent snoRNA 3'-end processing. The record is from RefSeq and is a predicted model, not a curated record.